Messenger RNA from Choloepus didactylus (southern two-toed sloth), 3421 nucleotides. RefSeq names its product mitotic arrest deficient 1 like 1 (gene MAD1L1). Lineage: Eukaryota; Metazoa; Chordata; Mammalia; Pilosa; Megalonychidae. Gene Ontology annotation, cellular component: nuclear envelope; mitotic spindle; kinetochore. The record is from RefSeq and is a predicted model, not a curated record. The coding region runs from base 322 to 2469 and encodes 715 amino acids. Gene Ontology annotation, biological process: attachment of mitotic spindle microtubules to kinetochore; mitotic spindle assembly checkpoint signaling. The transcript has 17 exons.
ACCCUGUCGCCGCCGAGCAGAAACCGGGCGACACCUGUCCUCAGGUGCCCGGCGCCUUGCUCGGCUUCACGUUCUCGGGUUCGUCGGGUGGUCGCCGGGAUCAGAGCUGCUUGCCUUUUCAUGGCUGAGUGCUGUUCACCGUUCGGACGGACCCUGGUGUUGGCCCGUCACGGUCGGGCCGUGCGGUUGUUUCCACGCUUUGUCUGCUGUGCACAGUACUGCUGACGAACUCGGGUGUCGACGUGUGUCUGAGCCCGUUUUCAGUUCUCGGGGGGACAUACCCAAGAAUGCGGCUGCCAGGCCAUGUGAAGUAGCGUGGCCAUGGAGGACCUGGGGGAGAACACCACCGUCUUGUCCACCCUGAGGUCUCUGAACAACUUCAUUUCCCAGCGAGUGGAGGGAGGAGCUGGACGGGAUGUUUCCAGCUCCGUCCGAGGUUCCCUGCAGAUGCAGUAUCAGCAGAGCAUGCAGUUGGAGGAACGAGCGGAGCAGAUCCGUUCCAAGUCCCACCUCAUCCAGGUGGAGCGGGAGAAGAUGCAGAUGGAGCUGAGUCACAAGAGGGCUCGCGUGGAAUUGGAGAGAGCGGCCACGACCAGCGCCAGGAAUUAUGAGCGCGAGGUCGACCGCAACCAGGAGCUCUUGACGCGUAUCCGGCAGCUGCAGGAGCGGGAGGCCGAGGCCGAGGCCAAGCUGCAGGAGCAGCUGGAACGCCACAGGGCGUGCACGCAGAGCCUGGACGCGGCCAGCAGGAGGCUGCGGGAGAAGGAGGACAGCCUGGCCGAGGCCAGCGAGACCAUCAACGUGUUAAAGGGGCGGAUCUCGGAGCUGCAGUGGAGUGUCAUGAACCAGGAGAUGCAGGUGAAGAGUCUGGAGUCUGAGAAGCAAGGGCUGAAGGAGCAGCUGGACUUGCAGCACGUAAAGUGGCAGGAAGCGAAUCAGAAAAUUCAGGAACUCCAGGCCAGCCAGGAGGUGAGGGCCGAGCACGAGCAGAAGAUCAAGGAUUUGGAGCAGAAGCUGUCCCUGCAGGAGCAGGAUGCGGCGGUUGUGAAGAGCAUGAAGUCAGAGCUGGUGCGCUUCCCCAAGAUGGAGCGGGAGCUGAAGCAGCUGCGGGAGGAGAACACGCGCCUGCGGGAGAUGCGGGAGACCAAUGGGCUGCUGAAGGAGGAGCUGGAGGGGCUGCAGAGGAAGCUGGGGCGCCAGGAGAAGCUGCAGGAGAGUCUGGUCACCCUGGAACUGGAGCGGGAGAGGCUGCUGGGGAAGCUGCAGAGCUGGGAGGUGCUGGACCAGACGUCAGGCUUGAACAUCCGCACUCCAGAAGACCUUUCCAGAUUCAUCGUUGAGCUGCAGCAGAGAGAGCUUGCCCUGCAGGAGAAGAACAGCUCCCUCACCAGCAGCGCCUGGGGGCUGGAGAAGGCCCGGCAGCAGCUCCAGGAGGAGGUCCGCCAGGCCAGCAGCCAGCUGCUGGAGGAGAGGAAGAAGCGGGAGAGCCACGAGGCCCUGGCCCGGAGGCUCCAGAAGCGGGUCCUGCUGCUCACCAAGGAGCGGGACGGCAUGCGGGCCAUUCUCGGCUCCUACGACAGCGAGCUGAACCCUGCCGAGCACUCGCCGCAGCUGACGCGCCGCAUGCGGGAGGCCGAGGAGCUGGUGCAGAAGGCGCAGGCCCACAGCUCGGAGAUGGAGGCUCAGCUGUCCCAGGCCCUGGAGGAGCUGGGAGGUCAGCGCCAAAGAGCAGACAUGCUGGAGAUGGAGCUGAAGAUCCUGAAGUCUCAGUCCAGCUCCGCCGACCAGAGAUUCCUGUCCCCCAAGGAGGAGGUGGACAAGCUCAGGUUGAAGAUCGAGGAGCUGGAGGGGGAGCGGAGUCGCCUGGAGGAGGAGAAGACGGCGCUCGCGGCGCAGCUCGAGAGGCUCACCCUGCAGGGCGACUAUGACCGCAGCCGGACGCAGGUGCUGCACCUGAGCGUGAACCCGGCCAGCGCAGCCCGGCAGCGACUCCGCGAGGACCAGGGGCGGCUGCAGCAGGAGUGCGAGCGGCUGCGGGAGCUCGUGUGCGCCCUGGAGAGGGGAGACGCCGUCCCGGCCGGCCUCGAGGGCGCCACGGGGCUGCCGUCCACAAAGGAGGUGGCAGAGCUGAAGAAGCAAGUGGAAAGCGCCGAGCUGAAGAACCAGCGGCUGAAGGAGGUCUUCCAGACCAAGAUCCAGGAGUUCCGGAAGGCCUGCUACACACUGACCGGCUACCAGAUCGACAUCACCACGGAGAGCCAGUACCGGCUGACGUCCAUGUACGCCGAGCAGAAGGCAGACUGCCUCAUCUUCAAGGUGAGGGUCUCGGCACCACCACCGGGGUCUCCUCCAGCUUCCGCCUUGGCCCCCCGUCUCCCGGCCACGCCUGACCCUCUGCCUGCCCCUGAGCGAGCAUCUGGGCCCGGGGCUGAGUUUGCCCAGGGUCUGCCAUGCCCACAGGAUGCCUGAAGUCCGUGGCGGGCCUGGCCGGGCCCUCGGUGCUGCCAAGACACGGAGGCUGCAGGUGGAGGUGGGGGCGACGCUGCGGUGAGCGAGGGCAGGAAGGAGGGGCCGGUGGGGUGCGGAGCGCGGAGCUGCAGCAAGCUGCCGGGCAGCCAGGGCCUGGGUCUGUGCGCGCCUGCACUGGCUGUCACUGCGAGGACUCGAGAUGUCGGCCCCAAGCUCCCCCUGCAGCCUGUCGCCAGUGCCCGGGCUGGGGCGGGGUCGGGGGCUCCCGAGGAGGGCCACCUGCUGACCACGAGGGACUGUGCCUGGCCGUGAGGGUGCGCCGGGGCCUGGAGCGUGGCCAGGGGAGCCAGGCAGGCGAGGGGCGGCACCGCCCAGUCCCAGCGCUGGGUCCAGCCUCGGGGCCACGGUGAGGGGCAGUCGCCGGACGUGGGAGCAGCAGGGCCACCGCCUGGGGUUUACGUCUGGACGGAUCAUCCAGACCAGCAGCAGCUUUAUGGAAACCAAGAGGCACUUUCAGUUCUUAUUUUUAUAACGAAAGAGCACCCAGCACGUCUCAUGUGUUUCGAGCCUAACGUAAUAGUAAACAAAGCACUGUGUCUCUGAGUUAGUCACAGGUUUCAUCGUAAACCCAGGGCCCCUCUCCCUGUGGGAGCCGGAGCGGUGACGCAGGGCUGCCUCUCAGAGGGCAGGGGGCCUCGGCCCGGAGUGGGGUCAGCGGGCCAGCCCCACACACCCACCCACCAGGCGGAGGCUGGGACACCUGCCCUCCGCCACCCCAGGGAGAGGGGCUCACAGUCCGCGGGGACCCAGGCCAGGGUGGCCCGGGCGGGGGGCGGCCAGUGGCGUCUGCUCUGCCCACAGUGUUCUCAGGCGUCUCCGGAAGCCAAGUGACCUCCCGGCUCACUGUCCGCCGUCCCCUGCAGCUCCACAGCAGUUUUCUAGCUUGUCAAAG